Camellia sinensis is the source of this 363-nucleotide messenger RNA. The record is from RefSeq and is a predicted model, not a curated record. Lineage: Eukaryota; Viridiplantae; Streptophyta; Magnoliopsida; Ericales; Theaceae.
AUGGUGAGUCACUCUGAUGCAUACAAAGCAGCAUCAGAGAAGAAACCAAAUUCCCUCGAAAUCCUCUGCAACUUCUGGAGAGAAAAUGAAGGCACGACACCGAUAGUAGACCAACGUGGCAACACGAUCCUCCAUUUCCUUGCCAUCCAUGGCAACAUUGCUGCCAUUAAAAUGCUUGACAAGCAUGGUUUACUUACCACUGAACAGCUUAAGAAAUGUAAUGCAAAUGGCGAAAUUGCUUUGCAUGAAGCUGCGCGGUUUGGUCACAAGGAUGUGGCAGAAACAAUGCUGGUGAAGGAAAGAGAUUUGAUCAAUGCGCGCAAUGAGUUGGGCCAUUUAUGUUGCUGCUGCAUCUGGGAAUAG